Plasmodium knowlesi strain H is the source of this 1920-nucleotide messenger RNA. RefSeq names its product KIR protein. Bases 1 to 1920 code for a protein of 639 amino acids. NCBI's taxonomy places the organism in Eukaryota, Apicomplexa, Aconoidasida, Haemosporida, Plasmodiidae. The record is from RefSeq and is a predicted model, not a curated record. The transcript is spliced from 4 exons.
AUGACGCCAAAAUCAGGGGCUCCUGAUUUGAAGAAUUUACCUUCCAAAACGGAAUAUUACGAUAAAUUUGGUCGCGCAGCGAGGGAAUGUAGGGAAAAUGGUGACGGGGGUCAACGUUGGAAGAAUGAAUUAAAGAGUAAAUUAAAUGAAUACAGGGGGAGGGGAAAUCUAGGGGAUAUGAUCGCGGAGGCAUACUGUUACGCAUGUAACAAGAAGGAGCAACCGAACUUAGAAUACGCACCUUGCCGUUUUUUCUACUACUGGAUGGAAAAUUAUUUCCCCAUGGAUUCAGAUGAUUAUAAAUUGUCAAAAGUUCUGGAGAAUAUUUACCCCACGUUAAAGGAUGAUGUCUAUACAAAUGAAUGUAAGGUUAAUUACAAAGACGACGUUCCCAGGGUAAUGUUCCAGCUGAGGAAAAUAGUACAUGAUUUCUCCUAUGAUUACAGUACCAUAGAGAACCAUAAAAGUCAUUAUGGAACUAGCGCGAAGGAUGAAUAUAUAAAGUACCUGCAGAAAGUUGGUGCAGCAUGUACUCUUGUGGGUGUAGAUUGCCGGGGAGGAAAACAUGAAAGUGGUACAUACUGUGACGAUUUCAAUAACAAAUAUGAAGAUUACUGUGAAGGUAAGCUACAAGAACUAAGAUCACAACUGAGAACUACCGAUAGGAGCAAGGAAUCGGGAGUGCCAGAUCGGGGCAGUUUAUCAGAUACUUUAAACCAUGCUGGAAGUGUUGCUGAAGGGGAACUGGACACAUUGUUGCCUUCAAAGAAAGCGUACGGGGAGAUCGGGAAGUAUGGAACUAGUACUGGAGGCUACUUUUGUGGGGAUGAUGAUAGAAAGUUCAUUUCAGAAGUACAAGGGGCAUUAGGGGGACAUUCUGAAAUUUCAAAAGAAGCCAAUAAAGUUACGGAAUGGUUUUGUUACCCACUUGGGAAAAAAGAUACCCUAUCAACGGAUGACUCACCUUGUCAUUUCCUGUAUUAUUUUUUGGGGGAUUCGUUCUCUAAAGAAUUCAAAGAUGAUACUUCAUUUUGGAGUUUUAUGAAUACGGUCAGUGAACAGUUAGGGAAAUUGCCCCUUGAUAAAGAGAAUAAGUGCAAAAUUGACCUUAGCCACUUUAAGAAGGACCUCUUCAUAUGGGAGAGAAGAGUAUAUGCUUUUUAUAAGGACCGUGAAACUAUCCAUAAAAAAUUAGAGGACGCUGAAUCCCCCUGUAGUCGAGAAAUGGAUCAAUACCUGACAGAGGCAGCCAUAGGAUACAACCUUAUAGAUAUAUACUGCAGUGGCAAUACGUCCAAGAAGGAAGCUUACUGCUCCAAAUUUCGAUCAGACUAUGAAAAACACAAACCUGAGGAACUCCUAGGGGAAAAGUGUCCAUCAAUUCUGGCAGACGAACUUUCAGAUCUUUCAGAAGCUUUAAGUAUAAUUCUCAGCGGAGAAUCAGAGGAAGGCCCAGUGUCUGCAAGAGGCAAUCCCAUUUUCUCUUUUGCAAGAGACGGCCCCAUUGCCUCUUCUGGAUUGGCUGCAGUUGGAUUACCUGCCAUUGCAUAUUUUUUAUAUAAAUACACUUCUUUACCUUUUUGGUUACGUGAACAUUUUGGUGGAAGGAGCAACCGCAUCAGUAGCAGUCGAAGGAGGACGAGAAGAUCCACUGGUCCUGACUUUAGUAAUUUUACAGAAGAUGUUUCUACCGAAAUGCCAACGGAAUAUUCAUCAUACCUGUCGACACUAUACCCACUCGAAGAAUCCUUAGAAGAUAAUUCUACCACAUAUUAUGAAGAACCGCCGCAAUCACAACCCAGACGGCGUAGGCAACAAGAAGGACAUGGAAGAAGACGAGGACCACCCAGAGGACGGGAAAGAACAGGCAAUGAAUAUAGAUAUGGAAGCGGCCAAAAUAUUAGUUAUUUUCGCAUGUAA